Wallemia mellicola CBS 633.66 is the source of this 1305-nucleotide messenger RNA. RefSeq names its product WD40 repeat-like protein. Lineage: Eukaryota; Fungi; Basidiomycota; Wallemiomycetes; Wallemiales; Wallemiaceae. The coding region runs from base 1 to 1305 and encodes 434 amino acids. Gene Ontology annotation, cellular component: Set1C/COMPASS complex. The record is from RefSeq and is a predicted model, not a curated record. Gene Ontology annotation, molecular function: protein binding. The transcript is spliced from 8 exons.
AUGCAUCUUCCAUUCUUAUCUUCGUUCCAUGAGCUUAUCAUUGUCAAGUAUCCAUUUGCUAAUGAUAGACCAGAAACGCUAGAGCACACGCUUGAUGCAGGUGCUACAUGUAUAGCUUAUAAUCGUGGUGGAAAAUACACAGGAGCGUUGCUAGCCAGUGGACGCUUUGAUGGCUUCGUUAACGUAUGGGAUAUGCUCACUUUAGCUCCUUUGAGGGUUUUUGAAGGCCAUGUGAAAGCUGUAUCCACCGUCAGUUGGUCGAAGAAUUCUCGCUUUCUAUUGAGUGCAUCCAGAGAUUGGAAUUGUAUAGUAUGGGAUAUGGAGACCAGCGAGCGUGCUGCUACUAUCAAGUUCGAUGCUCCGAUUCAGGAAGCCUUCUUCCAUCCGUUUACAAGUAAAUUUAUUCUAGUCACGCUAUCAACUCAACAGACAUUCCUUGUCGAUUUGACGACAUCGAAGCACGUCAAGACCGAGAUAGGACAGCUGUGGGAGGAAGACGAUGAGGGAAAUACCAUUCAGAGAUCACAGAUGACGACCGCGAGAUUCUCUACAGAUGGUCAAUAUAUCUUCGGUGGAACUGCACAAGGGCGUGUUAUUGUGUUUGAGCUACCAAGUCUCAAUGUUGUAUCUGAAACUGGGGUGUGCAACGGUGCGAUAAAGCAGAUAUCAAUAUCCAAUAGUGAUAGACUUCUUGCGUGUACUUCAAGAGAUAGGACGGUGAGGGUUGCUCAGGUUUCAGAGGACAAAGACGUACAGCCCGUGUUUAGGUUUGUGGAUGAGAUCGACAAAACACAAUGGAAUGCAGUAUGCUUUUCUAAUGACAAUGAGUAUAUCAUUGGUGGAAGCGGGCAUAAAGCUACGCAUUAUAUAUACAUAUGGGAGUCAACAUCAGGUGCACUCAUAAAGGUAGUUGAGGGACCAAGAGAUCCGUUGCAUGAUGUUAUUUGGCAUCCAAGUAAACCAAACAUGGCUAGUAUAGAUAGUCACGGGCAGAUAUUAACCUGGACAACUAACAACAAGCAACGCUGGGCGGCUUUCGCGCCUGGAUUUGAAGAAUUAGAAGCGAAUAUACAAUAUAAGGAGAAAGAGGAUGAAUUUGACAUAUACGUCGACCAAGAUAACAAACCGGUGAAGGAGCCACUAGAAGAGGGACUGAUAGAUAUUGACACAAUACCAGAGGAGUUUAGAGUACAAGAAGUAGUUACGCCGGAGUUUAUAGAGACUCACUUCAAAGACGAAGAGGAUAACGAUAUUAACUUCUUUCCUUCACCGCCUGACUUGAGUGAUGUUGAAGAUGAAGAAUAA